Molecule: messenger RNA, 2193 nt
Organism: Perca flavescens (yellow perch)
Lineage: Eukaryota; Metazoa; Chordata; Actinopteri; Perciformes; Percidae
Product: epidermal growth factor receptor kinase substrate 8-like protein 1
Exons: 20
Coding region: 43-2145 (700 amino acids)
Biological process (GO): regulation of Rho protein signal transduction; Rho protein signal transduction; positive regulation of ruffle assembly
Cellular component (GO): vesicle; ruffle membrane; plasma membrane
Molecular function (GO): actin binding
Source: RefSeq, a predicted model, not a curated record
GCUGUGUAUUCAUAGAAAGCCGCUCUCUCCACCAGACUAAGGAUGACAAACAUCUCACGAUAUCUUGUUAAUCACCUGCUGACUUUCUCACUCCAGGACGGGGAUGUGCGGAAUGUGGAGGAAGCCCGGUCCCGUUUCUCCGUCCUGGCCCAGAGCCAAAAGCUGUGGAGUCAACAGAUGUACCUGGAUGUUGGAGCGAAGGCCAUCCAUCUCCGAGACACACAGAGCCAGGACGAGCUGGAGAACUACCCUUUCAAAUCCAUCUACCGCUGUGACGCCAUUAACACAGAAAAGCACUUCAAAUCCCUCCUUCUGUUGGUCUGCCAAAGUGCAGACCUGAACAAGCCAGACAUUCUGUUCUUUAACUGCGAGACUGUGAAGGCAGAGCAAAUCCGUGACGACAUUGCACACGCAGUUUCGGGUUCCUCCACCGGCAGCAGGAGUAAGAAGCUCCCUGAUGCCCUCAGGACGUGUGAAGGACAGACAAAAUGUGUCAGACUGUUUACUGCUGUGAACGUUACCUGUAGUGUGAGUGUAGCAGGGCUGAAACUCUCCCUCUCGUCCUCUAGGCUUCCUCACAGUGAGGGAAAGAUGAUCGACCCCUAUGAAAUCCCGAAACCCCCCGGCCCACAUGCUCCAAAUCCCCCACCAGCCAAUCCUCCACCUUACCCUGGACACAGAGGUAAUUCUACAACAGGCGGGCCUGAUAUCUCCUUCCUGCGAGCAGAGCGAGAAGUGAGGAUCCUCAAUCACUGUUUCGAUGACAUUGAGAUCUUCAUGGGCAAGCUGCAGCAGACUGCAGAGGCUGCGACUGUGCUGAACCAGAGGAAGAAGAAAAAGAAGAGAAGUAAAAAGCAAAGUGCUGAAGAAGAUCUACUCACUGCAAAGGCCCGUCCUCCGCCAGAGGAGGAAUUCAUCGAUAUCUUCCAGAAAUUCAAAUAUUGCUUCAGCCUGUUGGCCCGUCUGACAUCAACCAUCUCCAAUCCUUCAUCAGAGGAGCUUGUUCACCACAUAUUCAAGCCUUUGGAUAUGAUGGUGAGAACAACAGGAGGACCAGCUCUGGGAGCCUCAGUGUCCAGCCCCGCCCUGACCAGCUCUGCUGUCUCCCUGCUACAAGACAACCUGAGCGAGGAGGAGAGGCAGCUGUGGACGUCUCUGGGUCCCAACUGGACGCUGCCGCGCUCUCAGCUCAGAGGGCCUGUGGCUCCCUACACUCCUGUGUUCUUGGACGGUUGGAAGCCGGAAGCCUCGAGAGCAGACGGGCAGGUUUGGGAGGAUCCGGUCGACUCACAGCACAAACAUGAAGCCCUCCGAUUACAACAACCACAGCAGCAACAGCCACAGCCAGUUGGUCCUGCAGACCCUCAUACCAGUGAUGAAACAGACGGCAGCACACUCCCACCAGAGUCUGACAGGCUCUACAGCUGCACUUAUGACUUCAUAGCCAGGAACAGCAGUGAGCUUUCAGUGCAGCAGGGGGAGACACUCGAGGUGAUUGAAUCGUCCAAGCGCUGGUGGAAGUGUCGCAAUCGGUUCGGUCAGAUCGGAUUUGUUCCCUUCAAUAUCCUGGAUCCCUUGGCUCACACAGACAGCCCCGGGAACAAUAAACACCCCAGUGCUCCAGCUCCACCUCCCCUCGCCAAGACCUUCUCUGUCGUCCCACGCAGCUCUUCUCCUGUUACACCCCAGGCCAACACCCACACCCCCCAGCGCCCAUACAGUCAACAUAUACCAGCCUCAGAUGACACAGAUAAUAAAGUCAUGUUGAUGAAUGACGAGCUGCUCCAGAGGCUGACCAAUGGAAAGACCAACGUGAACAAACCUCUGGUCAUCCCUCGUUCCGCAGAGACGUCCGUGCCUCUGGACUACCACUCUCCUCCAGACGAGGUAGCCGAGUGGCUCCGGGGGAAGGGCUUCAGUGGACCGACGGUGUCAUGUUUGGGAGUGCUGACAGGCGCCCAGCUCUUCUCUCUCAACAAGGAGGAGCUACGAGCUGUGAUUCCAGACGAGGGCGCCAGAGUGUACAGCCAGCUUACUGUGCAGAAAGCACUGCUCGAGGAUGCAAGAAGGGCCACGGAGUUGGAGACCGUCAUGGAGAAACAGAAAAUGAAGGUGGAUCUGAAACUGGAGAGCAGCACAUUGUGAGCAGCAGGCGCUUCUACAUUAAGAGUUUUACAUGAAGGAUUUUUCAGA